AUGGCUUCUACUGGCGUGAAAGAUUUCUACCGGCAGAAGAAGAAAGGAGGUGUUGGCAAAACUUCAGCAUCUUCUAAGAAGAAAACACAGAAUUACACUGGAGGGGCCUCUGUUGGGGCCUCAAAUAAGGCCCAGACAGCAGCACUAAUUUCUCACGGAUCCUUAGACCUCAGAGAUGAUUUUAGUGAGCAAGAGGAGCAGCUGCGGCAGUUUGACAUGGACAUGAAGUUUGGCCCGUGCAUCGGUGUCAACCGGCUUCAGCGCUGGGAGCGUGCUUCCGCCAUGGGCCUCCAGCCACCGCCCCACCUUCGUGAUCUCCUAGCGCGCGCCUCCUCCGGAAACAACCGCAACAACGGCGGCCCCUCCCCUGAAUGCCUCUGGGAGGGUAAGAUCUAG
Triticum turgidum subsp. durum (durum wheat) is the source of this 396-nucleotide messenger RNA. Lineage: Eukaryota; Viridiplantae; Streptophyta; Magnoliopsida; Poales; Poaceae. The record is from the annotation of a GenBank genome assembly.